Messenger RNA from Capronia epimyces CBS 606.96, 1926 nucleotides. RefSeq names its product ATP-dependent RNA helicase HAS1. The coding region runs from base 1 to 1926 and encodes 641 amino acids. Lineage: Eukaryota; Fungi; Ascomycota; Eurotiomycetes; Chaetothyriales; Herpotrichiellaceae. The record is from RefSeq and is a predicted model, not a curated record. Gene Ontology annotation, cellular component: nucleolus. Gene Ontology annotation, biological process: maturation of LSU-rRNA from tricistronic rRNA transcript (SSU-rRNA, 5.8S rRNA, LSU-rRNA). Gene Ontology annotation, molecular function: nucleic acid binding; ATP binding; RNA helicase activity. The transcript has 2 exons.
AUGGAGUCUACUCUCGACAAGUCGAACAAACGCAAGAGAAAGCAUGGCAAGUCCUCGGCUGCCGUAGCGGAAGCUCAGCCCGCCCUUUCAGCCUCAACCGAAAAAGUCCCAGUCCCAGUCCCUGCCUCGACGACACAGCCUGGAGCAAAGAAGCAGAAGAGGCGGAAAACAUCUCAUACAAGUGACGAAGAAGGCAACUCUGGAGUAGAAGAUGUGUCUGAACCGACCUCCAAUGCUGCGGAGAGGCAGAGUUCCAGCGAGGACGAGGACCAGGAUAAUGAGUCCGCUCUCGACGACGAGCACAACUCGGCCGACGAAGCCGGAUCCGAUUUAGAAGAGACUGGGAAUGAAGCCAAUGGAACCAUUGAGACUACCACCAUCAACCCAACAGACCUCCCAACCGACACAGUGCCAUCUCUACCAGGCACAAACGUCACGCCGCAGAAGUUCUCCGAACUAGCACUCUCGGAGAGAACAAUGAACGCCAUCAAGGAAAUGAAAUUUGAAAACAUGACCGAGAUCCAACGACGUGGAAUCCCACCGCUCAUGGCCGGGCGAGACGUCUUGGGCGCUGCCAAAACCGGGUCCGGAAAGACACUGGCGUUCCUCAUCCCGGCUGUGGAGAUGCUGCGUGCGCUACGCUUCAAGCCACGCAACGGGACCGGGGUGAUUGUAGUCUCGCCGACAAGGGAAUUGGCACUGCAGAUAUUCGGCGUGGCCAGGGACCUGAUGCAAUUCCACACCCAGACGUUCGGGAUCGUGAUCGGUGGCGCCAACCGCAGCGCCGAGGCCGACAAGCUGACCAAGGGCGUGAACCUGCUGAUCGCGACGCCAGGCCGACUGCUGGACCACCUCCAGAACACCAAGGGGUUCGUAUACAAGAACCUGAAGGCGCUCGUGAUCGACGAAGCCGACCGGAUCUUGGAAGUUGGCUUCGAAGACGAGAUGCGGCAGAUCGUCAAGAUCCUACCCAAGGAGAACCGGCAGACGAUGCUGUUCUCGGCCACGCAGACCACCAAAGUGGAGGAUCUGGCGCGCAUUUCACUCCGGCCGGGACCGUUGUACAUCAACGUCGAUCACCAAAAGGAACACAGCACGGUCGAGGGCCUCGAGCAAGGCUAUGUGAUCUGCGACAGCGACAAGCGAUUUUUGUUGUUGUUCAGUUUCCUGAAGCGAAAUCUGAAGAAGAAAGUGAUUGUGUUCAUGUCGUCGUGCAACUGUGUCAAGUAUCACUCGGAACUACUCAACUACAUCGACCUGCCGGUGCUCGAGCUGCACGGCAACCUCAAGCAGCAGAAGCGCACCAACACGUUUUUUGAGUUUUGUAAUGCCAAAACUGGCAUUCUGGUCUGCACCGACGUCGCCGCCCGAGGCCUCGACAUUCCUGCUGUCGACUGGAUUGUUCAGUUUGACCCGCCCGACGACCCGAGAGACUACAUCCACCGGGUGGGCCGAACGGCGCGAGGGGCUAACGGUAAAGGUCGGAGUUUGAUGUUUCUGCAGCCCAACGAAGUCGGCUUCCUCAGUCAUUUAAAGGAGGCGAGGGUGCCUGUGGUUGAAUUUGAUUUCCCGGCCAAGAAACUGCUGAACAUCCAGAGUCAACUGGAAAAAUUGAUUUCGCAGAACUAUUAUCUCAACAAGUCCGCCAAAGACGGUUACCGAUCCUACUUACAGGCCUAUGCGUCGCAUAGUCUACGCUCCGUCUUCGAUGUGAACAAGCUCGACUUGGUCAAAGUGGCCAAAAGUUUUGGCUUUUCCACUCCGCCCAGGGUGGAUAUCCAAUUGGGAGCGAGCAUGCACCGGGAUAAGAAGCAGAAUGGGAGAAGAAGUUACGGCAGUCAGCCGAAACAGAACGGCCAUGGACAUGGGUAUGGUCAUGGAAAUGGAAAUGGAUUGAAAUUCAAGAGGAAAUCCGGCCAUGAAUGA